Messenger RNA from Camelina sativa (false flax), 995 nucleotides. RefSeq names its product glutathione S-transferase U24. Gene Ontology annotation, molecular function: glutathione transferase activity. Gene Ontology annotation, biological process: glutathione metabolic process. Gene Ontology annotation, cellular component: cytoplasm. NCBI's taxonomy places the organism in Eukaryota, Viridiplantae, Streptophyta, Magnoliopsida, Brassicales, Brassicaceae. The record is from RefSeq and is a predicted model, not a curated record.
AAUUACUCCACUAAUUAAGUCAAGCACAAUCGAUGACCAGGCAGUGGCGUAAGCAGCUAAAUGAAGAUCAUCCUUAUUAUAAUAUAGUUUACUACUCAUCAAUCACACUAUAAAUCACGGAACUUGUUUUCUUCUUCUUCUUCUUCACCACCAAAUCAAAAGAACGAGCGAGAGAGUAGCAAAGAGAUCUCUUCUUAUUUUAGUGAGCUAAAUCGAGAGAGCAACAAACAAGUAAUGGCGGAGGAGGAGGAGGUGAUUCUCUUGGAUUUCUGGGCGAGUAUGUUUGGGAUGAGAACGAGGAUUGCUCUGGCGGAGAAAGGAGUCAAGUACGAUUACAGAGAACAAGAUCUAUGGAAUAAGAGCUCCUUGCUCCUCCAGAUGAACCCGGUUCACAAGAAAAUCCCGGUUCUCAUCCACCAUGGCAAACCGGUAUGUGAAUCUCUCUUUCAGCUCCAGUACAUAGACGAGACUUGGCCCGGCAACAAAUACUCUCUCCUUCCUUCCGAUCCUUACAAGAGAGCUCUUGCCAAAUUCUGGGCCGACUUCAUCGACAAAAAGGUGAAUGUUGCGGCGAGGAGGAUUUGGGCGACGAAAGGUGAGGCGCAAGAAGCAUCCAAGGAGUUACUCGAGAUACUCAAGACGCUUGAAUCCGAGCUUGGAGACAAAGAUUACUUUGGAGACCAGACGUUCGGGUAUGUGGACAUAGCCCUGAUUGGGUUCUAUAGCUGGUUUGGAGUGUACGACAAGUAUGGGAAUAUCAAUAUCGAAUCAGAGUGUCCAAAACUGAUUGCGUGGGCCAAAAGGUGUUUGCAGAGAGAGAGCGUCGCUAAAGCCUUGCCUGAGUCGGAGAAGGUCACUACGUUCGUUUCCGAGCGUAGGAAGAAACUUGAGUUAGACUAAAUCUCUUUUCUUUUGUUCUGUUUCCAUGUCUCUUCUUGUUUCGUUCUUUCUUUGUAUGAGGUCUUGUCUGCAUAAAUAAUAUAUUCCUUUGUAUA